UCCCCUUUUCAUUCACUCCUCCAUCAUUCUUCACACAGCACAACCCAAUCUCUUAUUCUUUAUCUUUUUAACUCAUUUACAUAUAUAGGAACAUCUAUACACAAACACACACACACAGAAAUCCAGUACUUGCUUCCCAGUUUAGUGUUGCACAAAAAUGGCGUCCUUCAUUUCGACCCUGGCAAUCUUCGCGUGUGCAUUUGCCAUCUUCGUGCAAGCCACCCUAGGGGAAGUGAUAGUAUGUGAGAAACUUGAAGGGGAGAGAUGCGCAUUUGCAGUGUCAUGGAAAGGCAAGCGAUGCGUGCUAGAGAAGAGCGUAAAGAGGAGCGGGGAGGAAAAAUUCACGUGCCGCACAUCAGAGAUUGACGCCCAUGAACUCACCAACUGGGUAGAGACCGACCAGUGCGUCGGCGCUUGUGGCCUCGAUCGGAAGUCGCUCGGCAUCUCAUCAGACUCUCUCCUCGACUCUCGCUUCACGCAAAAACUCUGCUCCACCCAUUGCUACAACCACUGCCCCAAUGUCGUCGAGCUUUACUUCAAUCUCGCUGCCGGUGAAGGUGCUUUUCUUCCUGAUUUAUGUGAACAAGGAUCAGGAAACUCACACAGAAAAAUGUCUGAGAUCAAAAGUUCUGGUAUUGUGGCGCCUGGACCCAUUAACCCUGUCAAGUUCUCCGUGGCUCCGGCCGUGGCGCCUGUUUCUCAAUAAGUAUAUUACAGUUGAAAUUCCAAUUGAGAGGGAAGAGAAAAUUUUAUAAUAGAGUGCUUUACGUUUAGGUUCAAAUAUAGUUAUAUAUACGGCCUGUAAUAAUAAUAAUAAUGAGGCUCCGUCGAGCUACGUUGUAGUGGCCAGGCCCUUAUGCGUUGUCGUUUCUCUGCAUGGAUCCACACUGAUCCGCCAUGUCAAGGCCGAGAAUUAAGGUGUUAGCUUCAAAAUUAUAUUAGAGUUAGAUAGAUUCAAGGGGAACAUACCCAUCUUUGUCUGUGUGCUUUUGUAAUGGGUGUGAUUGAUUAUAUUACAAAACAUAUUUUACCAUA
Messenger RNA from Carica papaya (papaya), 1035 nucleotides. Its product is annotated as PAR1 protein. The record is from RefSeq and is a predicted model, not a curated record. Lineage: Eukaryota; Viridiplantae; Streptophyta; Magnoliopsida; Brassicales; Caricaceae.